AUGGCAACUUAUGAAACUGCUAGGGACGCUUUGGAACAGCAAGAAACCAUAGAAAAUGCAAUCGCUGUCCGAUUGAACAGAAACCCGGAACUGUUUUUCAGAAGCGUUGAUCAAUGGAAGACGAUGGGCAUGGAUUGGCAGUUUCCUGAGGAGUCGCUUUCACAAAAGGAAGGGAAUAGAGUGUAUUCGAUUAGUAAGCCCAGACGAAGUCGGAAACAAUUGUUAAGUCAGGAGCACGAAAUUAAGGCCUUUUUAGACACAUACCGAAGAAAUUGCUGUCUACUGGAGAAUAUCAAUUUUGGAAAUAAUGAAAACGAAGUGUCUGACAAUUCCAUAGACCAGCUGCUCGCCAAGAUUGAGAGCAUCAACAGCCAGUUUCCAGAAACUACAGAAGAUGAUGUUGGCGACGAAUUCGCCAUGUUUUCAAGCUCAACUUCCACCCACAGAAACAUUCUUUCCAGGAAAGCUCAGAAUCUCGACAUCAAUGCCAUAUUUACGAGAGAUGAGCAAUACGGCGAACUUUUGGAUCUAAACACAUAUCACUUGCAAUGGCUCGGGGUAGUAAAGAAUGGAGAUGUUACUUUUCUACAAUUUUUGGACGAAUUGGACAAGUUCAAGAGCAACAAUUUUCUACUGAAGCCUGCAGUGAGCAGGAGCAGCAGCAGAUACCGGGAUUUUGUGAACUCGUUAUUGCAGUAUCUGGAAGAUUAUGCCAAAAGAGCGUAUUCGCUUCUGGAGUGGGACUCUGUCUAUUCUAAAAUUUCAAUUGCAUAUCAACCGUACCUCGCGGAACCGAUAGAAGUCCUGUCGGGAUCUUUGUACUGUAUACCGUGUGACAAGAAUUUUAAGGCCGAGACCGUCUACCGCUCGCAUCUCUCAGGCAAAAAGCAUCUGAGCAAUCGGGUCAAAAAUGAAUCGUUCUUGGCCCAGGAACAUAAACUCCAUCAGUUUUGUACGUUCUUAACUAGCGAGCUUUCUCGCACGCGGGAGUUUGUGGAGCGGAAACUAGCAUUUACCUCUGAGGAGCGUGCGCAGGAGCUAGCGCGGAUUACAGCUGCCUAUGAGGCUCCAGCAUACGACCCGCAAGAACCCGAGGUCGAAUUUUCACCCGAAUUUAAGAAAUCGUCUGCCACUGAGGAUUCUUCAACAGCAACGGAUGCAUCAUUUAGUUUACCGCUGGGCCCUGAUGGAUUCCCCAUUCCCUAUUGGCUCUACAAGCUACAGGGACUCGACAUUGAAUAUAGAUGUGAAAUAUGUGGAAACUGCGUCUACAAAGGGCGCCGGCAGUUUGAGAAACAUUUCUCCGAGCAACGGCACACCUUUGGCCUGCGCCGGCUUGGUAUAGAGCCGACUGCCACCUUUCAAGGUGUCACAACCAUCUCCGAUGCCCAAAAUUUAGCUUCGCAUCUCAAGACCCGCACUGUGACCACAGUGCAUCCGGGGGCCGUUAAGCUCGACUUGGAAGUAGAAGACGAUGAUGGCAAUGUCAUGAGUGAGCAGGUUUAUCAAGAGCUCAAGAAGCAGGGCCUACUUUGA
This is a messenger RNA of Lachancea nothofagi CBS 11611, 1536 nucleotides long. The record is from the annotation of a GenBank genome assembly. NCBI's taxonomy places the organism in Eukaryota, Fungi, Ascomycota, Saccharomycetes, Saccharomycetales, Saccharomycetaceae.